Messenger RNA from Rubroshorea leprosula, 376 nucleotides. NCBI's taxonomy places the organism in Eukaryota, Viridiplantae, Streptophyta, Magnoliopsida, Malvales, Dipterocarpaceae. The record is from the annotation of a GenBank genome assembly.
GAAUUUGCCUUCGAGCAGACGGUCACGCAAUCCAGUAAGGCGUUUUCCCCGUAUAAAUUCUAGACACUGUCGACCAGACUGUUUUCGUCCAUGAUACCCUUUGAUCGUUUCCCAAAGAAAACUUCAAGGACUACCAUUCUGAAACUGUGCACGUCGGCUUCCGGUGAGGCUUUCCAGGCGAAACCCACUUCCGGGGCCAAGUAUCCGAGAGUUCCAGCAAGCAUGGUGGUUACACGUUGUUUUGGAGCAGUCUCGCCAGCCCGAAAUCACCCAGAUGAGCAUUGAAGUGAGCAUCAAGCAUUACAUUGUUGGGCUUGACGUCUCUGUGAACUACAGGACUGCCACAUUCUCAUGGAAAUAGAGCAAUGCUGAUGCC